Olea europaea var. sylvestris is the source of this 1447-nucleotide messenger RNA. RefSeq lists its product as uncharacterized. NCBI's taxonomy places the organism in Eukaryota, Viridiplantae, Streptophyta, Magnoliopsida, Lamiales, Oleaceae. Bases 191 to 1126 code for a protein of 311 amino acids. Gene Ontology annotation, molecular function: metalloendopeptidase activity; ATP-dependent peptidase activity; ATP binding. Gene Ontology annotation, biological process: proteolysis. The transcript has 7 exons. The record is from RefSeq and is a predicted model, not a curated record.
ACUCGUACCAGUUCCCCAGUCCAAACCGGAAUUAUCUACUUCACAGAAUUGUUUUGCCGACCUUUUUUGACAGAUGCAGUGUUGGCAGAAUAUGAUUGGCUGUCAAAACUGUUUUUUCCUAGUGGAUUCUGAGUUAAAGAAGAUAAAUUUGUAUACUUUCUCAUUAAAUCCUUCUCUGUUUGUGUCCUAAAUGCGAAUGCAUAUUCUAGUUAGAGAAAUUUCCGUCCCGUUGAUUCAUAAGCAGAUAAGUGAAGCCCGGGCGAGACUGAAGCAGCCGGAGACAAUACGACGGCGUAGAGCGCUGAGGAGAGUGGAUAAGGAGUUGGAAAAGGGGAAUUACAAGUCAGCUCUGUCUCUGGUCAAGCAGUUACAGGGUAAACCCGGUGGUCUUCGUGGCUUUGGCGCCGCCCAACAGGUGCCUAGAAGAAUAUCAUCCUUGGAUGAACUAAAGUUGGGUGGAGAGGUGGAAAUAUCCUCCCUGGAAUUGAUAGUUGAUUCAGUUCUUCGUUCAAUCAAAUGUAGCUUAGAGUUUGCAUUGUGGGAGGAUGAUGAAGAAGAGGUAUCAUUAUUGGGAUUCAGAAAUUUGAUGAAUGGUGAAAUUAAAGAUUCUCCUUGUGAAGAUCAUCUAAUGUGUAUGCAGCAUGAAGCGGGUCAUUUCCUAGUUGGUUACUUGCUUGGGGUUUUACCAAAAAGAUAUAAAGUACCUAGUGUGGAAGAUCUAAAGCAGGACAAGUUUGCUCAAGGGAAUGUGGAAUUUCUAGGCUUUGAGUUUCAAAGAGAUGUUUAUAUUGAAACCAUGUCAAAAAAAAUCUUUACCAAAGGAAAGCUGAGUAAUGAGACUUUGAAAAAGUUUUUACGUGUAAUACUUGGAGGCUUGGUCGCAGAGCAUUUUAUGUUUGGGUACUCAGAGUUACUACACUCUGAUGUCGAGAAGUUGGAGAGGGUGCUCAAGUGGCUGGGCUUCACAGAGAUUGAAGCUGACUCUCUGAUCAGACAGGCUACUGUGGAUACAGUCUUGAUAUUAAGUCGUCAAAAGGAGUCCUGGUCGAGCCUAGCAGAGGCUAUGGCUUUGGGAAGAUCAGUUGGCCUUUGCAUUGAUACAAUUGAGAGAACUUUGAAUUUCUAAGAAAUAUAGUUAUUAUUUUGGUUGGCCGAGGCUGUUAUUCAGCUGUGAAAACCUGUAUGUCGGCUCUUUUGCUCAACCUAUUCUACUGUUGGAAAAGGAAAUUGUGAAUGGAGAGACUCUGGUUCACUCUUAGCUCUUUCUUGUUAGGAAAGAAGGUGAAAGAUGCGAUGGAAUGAAAAAUAAAGAAGGAAUUGAAUUUAAUUGUAGACUCUGGACAAUGGUUGUCCUUUGACGUAAAUGAACUUGUGCCUAAGUUGCUUCCACUCUUUCAAAAUCUGUGAUACAAUUCUCACCUCUUAUUUCAAAAUUCACGAAAUUCAA